Closterium sp. NIES-67 is the source of this 1411-nucleotide messenger RNA. The record is from the annotation of a GenBank genome assembly. Lineage: Eukaryota; Viridiplantae; Streptophyta; Zygnematophyceae; Desmidiales; Closteriaceae.
CGAGUCGUAGCCUAGCUCCCCUUGCCUCACCUUGUCUCCCACUCCUCCCUCCCUCCUCACAUCGAGUCCUUCCACAUAGACGCUAAUUUUUACGUUCCGACCUUCAGUUGAACAGCCCUCUCACAGAAACCCCUUCCUCCCGUCGAUUUUAUCUUUCAGACACGUCGCCAUGACUGCAGACUUAUGCGACGACCGGUCACAGGAGUACAGGAAAACUCAGACGAGUAGUCCCGCGAAACGACCUAAAAAAUGCCCCUCGGACUUUCUCCUCGCGACGCCUCUCUGCGACCUCCGACUGGACGACGGCGACGAUCCGGCACAGCCUGCGAUGACGCCGACGCCGUCGAACGACGCCGUUUUUCCGGGAUGCACGGCGCGCCUUGACAAUUUCUUCUCGAUCCGCGACGAGCCGAUCGGCGCGGGCCAUUUCGGCGUCGUGCGGCGCUGCAAGAACAGAGCGACAGGAGAGGUGCUGGCGUGCAAAACUAUUCCCAAGGAUCGCCUGCUGACGGAGUCAGCGCGAGACGACGUGCGGCGAGAGGUAGCGAUAUUGCAGAGCGUGGCGGGGCAUCCUGGCGUGGUGCAGCUGCGAACGGUCUUUGAGGACGAACGAGAGAUCCAUCUCGUCAUGGAGCUCUGCGAAGGCGGCGAACUGUUCGACGAAGUCGUGCGACGAAAGAAGUUACCCGAGAAGGAGGCGGCGCUGAUCUUUCGCCAAAUCGUGUCGGCCGUCGCGUUCUGCCAUUCGCGCGGCAUUGUGCAUCGCGACCUCAAGCCCGAAAACAUUCUCCUCCACCAAUCAUCUCCCGCAAACGGCAAUGCCCCUCAACGGCUUGCGAAAGUAGCCGAUUUCGGCCUCGCGGUGCAAAUCGACCGGCAAACCAAGGCGUGCGGCGUCGCGGGGUCGCCGUUUUACAUGGCUCCCGAGGUGCUAAGCGGAGAAUACGGCUUUGAGGCGGACGUGUGGUCGCUGGGCGUAGUGCUGUACGUGCUGCUGAGCGGCAGCCCGCCGUUUUGGGGCGCGGACGACAACGCCGUGUUCCGCGCCGUGCUGGACGCGCCGUUAGACCUCACGAGCGGCGCGUGGGCGGGGGUGUCGGCGGAGGCCAAGGGGCUGCUCCGCUGCAUGCUGCACCGCGACCCGCGCAGACGACCCUCCGCCGCCAAGCUGCUCUCGCACCCCUGGAUCCUCGUCCACGCCUUCGGCGGCCGCGUCGUGCGGAAGAUCGUGUCGAGACAAGCCAUGGCGACGCUCUCGCGAAUCUCCCUGUCUUGAAGAUGUCUGCCUGAAUGCUUCAUGAUCAGGAGCUGAUUUUGAUUCAUUAUAACACUGCUUCUGCUAGCGGUAACGGGUCAUGAUUGUAGUAUAAUGAUUUGAGUUGGAUGUUUUUACUAAAAGAUCAAUUUUGUA